GCGACAGGCUCGUUGUUCUGUGCUCUGCUCUGUGCUCAACCACGCCCAGUUUUUCAUCGACUCUCUGCAGAAGAUAUGUUAUCACGUCUCGGCACGUCGGUGCUCCCCAUCUCGUUGUCGCUGGCAUCGCAAGCCAAGCGUGCUAUAUCCGUUCAGACCAUAUUGCACGGCUCUCCCAAAGCUCAGCAGGAAGGAGACGUUCAGAUACAGCAACACUCAAAGCUGGUCGCCCGCGGAAAGUAUGUCCACGGGUUUGAGGUCCACAAAGUGAAGCCGAGCGAAGUCGAGAAUUACAAAAAGGCCGCACAGGGUUACUACGCUGCAAUCAAGGAUGAUCCAUCGUUACACGUAAAACUGUCAGGUAGCUGGGAGGUAGUAGUUGGCGAGCAGGACGUAUUCUUCCACAUCCUGGAGUACGAGAACUACGAUGGUUACGACAAGACUACUGCCAAGAUUAGGGCAAGCAAUGAGUACAUGACAGCGUACCAGAAGAUGAUACCCCAUUUGAACUCGCGGGAAUCACAGCUGUGCCAAGAGUUCGCAUUCUUCCCGACCGCACCGCCUCAUUCAGAGGGUGGCAUCUUCGAGUUGCGCAAGUAUCAGCUUAAGCCGGGCACGUUACUCGAAUGGGAACAGGCUUGGCGCAAGGGCAUUGAGGCACGCCGGAAGUUCGUUGCACCCGUUGGUGCUUGGUUUUCGCAGAUUGGUCGCCUGCACCAAGUUUAUCACAUGUGGCAGUACCCAAACCUCCAGGUACGCAAGGAGACCCGAGAGAAGGUGUGGCAGCUUGAGGGCUGGUCGGAGACAGUCACUAAGACGUCAGACUUCUCGAAGUUUAUGGACUCAUACAUUCUGGAGCCGCUCCCGUACUCUCCGCUCAAGUAAAGGGGUGCGAUAAACCGCGUCAUGGGGUGUCACUUUGUACUUCUCUUUAUAUUUCUGGACUCUCUCGCUUCAUUACUCGGAGGAUACCCUUCAGUUGUAUAGUAGCCAUCUUCGCUUGCUAUGCUGUUGGUCCACAUCUGCAGUCAUAUGGAUGUGCCAUAUCACACGGUUGACGUGUCUUGAUGAUGGGA
Phanerochaete carnosa HHB-10118-sp is the source of this 1076-nucleotide messenger RNA. RefSeq lists its product as uncharacterized. The record is from RefSeq and is a predicted model, not a curated record. The coding region runs from base 76 to 885 and encodes 269 amino acids. Lineage: Eukaryota; Fungi; Basidiomycota; Agaricomycetes; Polyporales; Phanerochaetaceae. The transcript has 9 exons. Gene Ontology annotation, cellular component: mitochondrion.